This is a messenger RNA of Laetiporus sulphureus 93-53, 2480 nucleotides long. RefSeq names its product SART-1 protein. Gene Ontology annotation, biological process: maturation of 5S rRNA; mRNA cis splicing, via spliceosome. Lineage: Eukaryota; Fungi; Basidiomycota; Agaricomycetes; Polyporales; Laetiporaceae. The record is from RefSeq and is a predicted model, not a curated record. The transcript is spliced from 9 exons. The coding region runs from base 105 to 2480 and encodes 791 amino acids. Gene Ontology annotation, cellular component: U4/U6 x U5 tri-snRNP complex.
CACAGUCGACUCAAUCGACUCACCUUCAACUAUCGUCACCCGUCAGUCCUUGCUUCCGCUCUACACAUCUCCCACCCGUCCCUGUGAAACAAGCGCUGCACACCAUGUCCAUGGAAGAGAGCAUCAGCCUGGAGGAGACGAACAAGAUUCGUAUCUCCCUCGGCCUCAAGCCUCUGACCGACGAUAGCGCUCCUGCGGACGACAGAGAGAAGCAAGCGGAGGACAAUUAUGCGAAGCAACGAGAGAAGGAAGCAAAAGAGCGGGAAGCAAAAAGAAUACAGGAGAAUAUUUCGAAGGUGAGGAAUCGCCGGGAGCUCAAUGCAAAGCUAAAAGGUUCCACUCUCGGUGAUGCCGACGGCCAUGUAGACGACACUUUGAAGUGGAUCAAGAAGAGCAAGAAGAGGGAGAAAGAGCUUGCUAGGAAGAGGCAGGAGGAGCUUGAGGACAUGGAAAAGGCCUUUCAAGAAGAGUACACAGAAAAGGACCUCGCCGGCUUGAGGGUCAGCCAUGACUUCGAAGGCAUGGACGAAGGCGAAGCACGCAUAUUAACACUGAAAGACAGCCGGAUCCUUGACAAUGAAGAGGACGAGCUACAGAACGUAGAAAUGGCUGAGCAUGAGCGCGUGAAGAAGAACCAAGAGCUUAAGAUAAAGAGGCGAGACUACACUGGUUACGAUGAUGAGGAGUUCGCUCCUGGUGCAGCUGGUAUGAAGCGGUCGUUGCUAUCCAAAUACGACGAAUUCCUGGAGGGCCCGAAAGAGACCGGAUUUCGGUUGGGCACGAACGUCACCUCUACUCAGUCUAGACGUGACGAGCGGGAGCAGGCAGCUGCCACUGUGAAUAAGUCCUUGCUCUCUAUAGACUACGCUAAGAAUAUUGAAUCGGAAGAUUACCUCAAAGAAGGGGACGUCGGGUUUAAGAAGCCUAAAACGAAGAAGAAGAGGGCUUCUCGUCGAGUCGCGGCAGAGGAUCACGACAUUCCCCCGCCCAAUGGUGAUGAUCAGAUGCAGGUAGACGAGAAGCCGAUUGUCCCACGACCUCGUAAUCUGGACACGAAUUUCGUAGAUGACGACGAGCUACAAGCAGCUCUUGCCCGUUCACGCAGGGCGAAGUUACAGAAAGCUAAGAAACUGUCUCCAGAGGACAUUGCUAGACGAGUCGCUGAAGAACGCACGAGGUCAGAGGCUCCGAACGGGGACGGUGUUAUCACUAUUGGAGAGGACGGUGAUGCGGAUGGCGAGAGUGGCUUGACUUUUGACGAUACCUCAGAGUUCGUCCGUGCCAUUACUUACGAGCCAACCUUGGUCAAGAAGGAAUCUCCUGCUGCAACAGCAGCACCAGUGCCCAUGGAGAUUAUCAAGCCACGCUCACCGUCCGUCGAUGUCAAAAUGGAGGUUGAGGAGGCCGUGGAAGAGCUUGAAGCAGGUGAAGUGAGAGUCAAGGAGGAAGAGGAUGACGAAGAGAUGCUCAAUGCGAUCGAGAAUGCGAUCAAGGAGACCGAAGCUGCUGAGAAGGCUGCCGCAGAGGGCACGGAGGUCCCUGUCGGUACGCUUACAGAGCAAACGUACAGCGCUGGCAUGGCGUCUACUUUGAACAUCCUGCGCCAGCAAGGCAUCCUUGCCGCGCCUACUGCCGACCAAAAGGAGCGAGAGAGGGUGCAGCUGCAGCGCGACCUUUGGUUGGCAGACUAUCGCCGCACGGUCGCUCAGCGAGAGCUGGAACGUGCCAAGAUGCGCGGGGGGAACAAGGAUCAGGCCACGCGCGAGUACGAGAACCGUCUUCGCGAACAGCAGGAGGCUCGACAGAACUUGGAGUCCUUCAAGAAUUACAAGCCGGAUGUCAACAUCGUGUACUACGAUGAAUUUGGACGUGAGCUCACGCCAAAGGAGGCUUGGAAGGCGCUUUCGCACAAGUUCCAUGGCAAGGGCUCUGGCAGGAUAAAGACCGAAAAACGGUUGAAGAAGAUCGCAGAGGAGAAGAAAAAGGAGGCGAUGGCUAGCGGUGACACGCCUUUGAGCAUGAAUCAGGCGUUCCAGAUCCGACAGGAGAAGGCAGGUCAGGCGCACUUUGUGCUGUCUGUUGGAAACAGAGGUGCCGUGCCUCAAGCUGCGGAAUUUCUCGAUGCCCAGCCGUUAUCAAAGGGCAAGACGGAGAAAAGGAACAAGAAGAAGAAUGCUGCUAAGUCCUCGACGCCACAGCUCGACUCGUCCGGCUUCAUGACACUGCCCGCCCCCAUGGCCAAUGGCAGCCCUACUCUCAUGGGUUCCCCGGCUAUCAUCUCUGGCGCAUCGCCCACCAGCACUGGCUCUCCUGCGCCCCGGCCUGGGUUUUCGAGAAUCUCUGCGGCAGCAGAGCCCUUCGCGUAUUCAAAGGAAGGCACUCCCGUUCCGAGCGACCGCACGAAGCUGGUCAUCGGGCUCGGCGCGAAACGCAAGGCGGUAGGAGAGGCUGCAGGCUCGCCGCCUCCGAAGAAGCGGUAG